GAGUGUCGUUUCUCAAGUUUCACAAAUACAGAAACGACAUCGUUUAUAAGAUUAGCCCACAUUAAGUUAAGCUCGGUCUUCUUCUUCAAGCUAAGGAAGGUCGUGAGACUUGUGAGAAAACAAAAAACACUCGACUCGGAAACUAUCUCAAUCUUUCUACAGUCUUCUUCCAAAAACCCACCAUCUUCCUUCGUAAUGUCAGAGAACCAGUCCGAAGAAGUCCAGCAAAUCGAGAAGCUCUAUGAGUUCAGUGAGCGUCUCAAUGCCUCCAAGGACAAGUCUCAGAAUGUUGAGGAUUAUGAGGGGAUUAUUAAGAUGUCCAAGACUAGUAUGAAGGCAAAGCAGCUUGCGUCGCAGCUAAUUCCUCGAUACUUCAAGUUCUUCCCUAGUCUAUCCACUGAGGCUUUCGAUGCGCAUAUGGACUGCAUCGAUGAUGGAGAUCUUGGGGUACGUGUUCAAGCCAUCCGUGGACUCCCGCUGUUCUGUAAGGAUACGCCAGAGAUUAUAUCUAAGAUUGUUGAUGUUCUUGUUCAACUCUUGAAUACUGAGGAACCUGUGGAACGUGAUGCUGUGCAUAAGGCUCUGAUGUCAUUGUUACGACAAGAUCCAAAAGCAUCUUCGAGUGCCUUAUUUACGCAUGCUGGGGUUACUCCAACUACUGAUGAUCAAAUUCGUGAAAAGGUCUUGAAUUUCAUCAGAGAUAAGGUGAUUCCUCUUAAAGGGGAACUCUUAAAGCCUCAAGAAGAGAUGGAAAGACAUAUAACAGAUUUGAUCAAACAGAGCCUAGAAGAUGUAACUGGAGGAGAGUUUAAAAUGUUUAUGGAUUUCCUGACAAGUUUGAGUAUAUUUGGAGGCAAAGCUCCUCAAGAAAGAAUGCAAGAACUUGUGGAAAUUAUCGAAGGACAGGCGGAUUUAAAUGCACAAUUUGAAUUUUCAGACACAGACCAUAUUGACAGGUUGAUAUCAUGCCUGCAACUGGCUCUUCCCUUUUUUGCGAGAGGUGCUCCAAGCAGCAGGUUUCUUAACUAUUUGAACAAACAUAUCAUACCUGUUUUUGACAAGCUCCCAGAGGAAAGGAAACUUGAUUUGCUCAAAGCUCUUGCUGAUAUUUCUCCAUACACAACUGCUCAGGAAGCAAGGCAGCUGCUUCCUUCCAUCGUUCAGCUUUUAAAGAUAUACAUGCCUGCCAGAAAGACUGGAGAGGAAAUGAACUUCACAUACGUUGAGUGUUUGUUGUAUGCGUUUCAUCACCUUGCCCACAAGGUUCCAAAUGCUACAAACAGCUUGUGUGGGUACAAGAUUGUGACCGGCCAGCCAUCAGACAGAUUGGGGGAGGACUUCUCAGAGUUGAACAAAGACUUCACUGAAAGAUUAACCAUCGUUGAGGAUCUAACUAAGGCAACGAUGAAGAAAUUAACUCAGGGAAUGACUGAGCACAACAAAGCCAUGUCGGCUGCUAAGACAGAUGAAGAGAAGGCGAGCAUUAAAACAAAGAGGCAGAAUACUACAACUGGACUUAGGACAUGUAAUAACAUAUUGGCGAUGACAAAGCCAUUGCAUGCAAAAGUGCCACCUUUUAUCGGAGACACUAAUCUCAACCUGUCUUGGAAAGAAGCCACAAAGCCAUUAGCCUCAACAACAACAACAACAACAACAAUCGGAGGAAAGCGGCCUGCUAAUAGCAACAAUGGAAGUGGUAACAAUGUUGCAGCUAAGAAGGGACGUAGUUCGGGUGCUAUGCAAAGCCAGCUUGUGAACAAGGCCUUUGAAGGAAUAUCAUCAUACGGUGCUGGUAGAGGCGGAAACCGAGCUCUGAUUAUCUCUGGUGUGAGCUCUCGUGUCCUGAGUCAUGUCCCUCUGAAUAACUCGAUUUUGAUAUCUGAUGGGGUUCAUGAUGCCUUGAAUCACGAAUUUCUCACUCUCGAUCCCCCAAAAAGCUUGUCAAGGACCGCGUGUGUUCAUGUCUACGGGUUUCUUCCAUGUGCAGACAAUGUUGAAGGUUAUAUCUUCCAAGUUUUCUCCUUUGGGUGUCUCUUGAUCAUUGGUGACUAUUUCUUGUCUGAAGGAAGAUCAAAACUCUUUCUAAUAUUCGAGGUCGGGUUCUAUGGCGGUAUCAUCUUCCCUCUUCUUACAAUGUUCCCAAGAAUUGCUCUUAUGCUCUCAACGGGACUAUCAUUGAGCAGAGAUGUUGCUAGCUCCUUCAUAGAUGAAAACGUUGGAGUUACUGUGGGACACACUGUGUUUUCUCUCACAAUUCAAUGGGGAGCUUGUGUUGUUUUUAGCAUCACUGGUCCACGUUCUCACCAGUCAGAUGGAUUGAUCGAAAGACUAAAGAUAUUGAAAGGCUUUGUUGAAGCAAGAGUAGAAGCAGAUCCUAAGAACAAGAAAGCUGCAGGGAUUAUGCUGUUGAGUCUUGCUCCCUUUCUCAUGGUGACAUUAUCUGCGAUAUUUGAUUCACAUUCGUGGAGUCACAUCAUUGUGUUGAUCACACUGAUAAUUUCUUCUUUUUCAACCGUUGUCUACUUUGUUUACUCGUAUUUAGAUACGGCUAACCAAGAGAAGAGCUUAGAUCACGCGAGGUUUGAGCUCAUGUCAGAAGUUCAUAAGCACUUAAAGAGUUUGUUCAAGAAAACUGAUAAGAGCAAAGAUGGCAAGAUACAAAUAUCUGAACUAAAUGACUUAACCAUAGAGUUUUCGAACUUUGGGAGAAUGAAAUAUGACAUCAAUGAGCUUGCUAAAGCUUUUCUUGAGGAUUUUGAUGGAGACAAAGACGGCGAAUUAGAAGAGAAUGAAUUCGAGGAAGGGAUUGCGAGACUGCUCAAACAAUACAAAUUCGACGUAGAGGAUCAAAGAGAGAAUCACACUGAGGAACAUGGAGUUCUUAAGAUGGAAAUACCGAAGAAAACACUUGUUAAUAAAUUGCUAUCUAUGGAUACGUUAGUAGCUGCGAUUGAAGUCAUCGCAGGGAUCCUAAUUGUCCUCUUUCUAGCAAAACCAUUUAUGAUGAACAUCCAGCUCUUAUCCAUCUCAGCUGGAAUUCCUUCAAUCUACAUCGUGUUCGCGAUGGUACCUUUCGCUAGAAACUUAAAGAACACUCUAUCUACACGCUUCUGUCGAGGCAAAGACAAGAAAAGAAUCUCAUCCAAUACUUUCUCCGAGAUCUACAAAGAUGUUACAAUGAACAACCUCAUGGGAAUGUCGAUCAUAUUGGCAAUUGUGUAUACAAGAGGCUUGACAUGGAAAUACUCGGUAGAAGCUCUUAUUAUGGUGAUCGUUGGCCUCAUAAUCGGCUUACCGGUCUAUAUAAGAUCGACUUACCCGUUCUGGAUGUGUGUAUUGGCCUUUGCUAUUCCUGUCCCUCUAAAUAACUCCAUCUUGAUCUCUGAUGGUGUCCAUGGCGCCUUGGAUUACAAGUAUCUCACUCUUGAUCCUCCAGAGAACGUCAAAAAGGCAGCUUGCAUUCAUGUCUACGGGUUCCUUCCAUGUGCAGACAAUAUUGGAGGGUAUAUCUUCCAAGUUUUCUCCUUUGGCUGUCUCUUGAUCAUUGGUGACUAUUUCUUGUCUGAAGGAAGAUCAAAACUCUUUCUAAUAUUCGAGGUCGGGUUCUAUGGCGGUAUCAUCUUCCCUCUCCUUACAAUGUUCCCAAGAAUUGCCCUUAUGAUAUCGCCAGGACUAGUAGCGACCCACGAGGGUGCUCUAAUGAUUGUGGGAAACAACGUUGGAGUUACUAUGGGACACACAAUUUUUGCUCUGACAAUGCAAUGGGGAGCUUGUGUUGUCUUUGGUUUGACCGGUCCUAAUUCAGAUCCAUCAAUCCGAAGAGGAUCCAUCAAAAGAACAGCCUCUGAUACAAAGAAUCCAAGAAGGGGAUUUUACAGAAUGAAGAUACUAAAAAGUGUUGUUGAAGCAAGCGUAGAUGCAGAUCCUAAGAACAAGAAAGCUGCAGGGAUUAUGCUCUUGACUCUAGUUCCAUUUCUCUUAGUAACAUUGCCUGAUUUAUUGGAUGCACAAUCUUGGAGUGAUAUCAUUAUGUUGAUCACACUCAUAAUCUCUUGUUCUUCAACCUUUAUCUACUUUGUUUACUCGUAUUUUGAUACGGCAGACCAAAAGAAGAGCUUAGAUCACGCCAAGUUUGAGCUCAUGUCAGAAGUUCAUAAGCAUUUGCAGAGUUUUUCGCCUCGAACCCUUAUUAGAGACGGACAACUAAGUAAAGAAAGCUUGAAAAGUUUGUUCGAUAAAAUCGAUAGGAACAAAGAUGGGAAGAUUCAAAUCUCGGAGCUUAAAGACUUAACAGUAGAGUUUGGAGUUUUUGGAAGGAUGAAAUGUGACAUCAAUGAGUUUGCAAGCACUUUACUUGCGGAGUUCGACAAAGACAAAAAUGGCGAACUAGACGAGAACGAAUUCGAAGAAGGGAUAAUGAAACUACUGAAUCAGUACAAAUUUGAUAACCAAGAGUCUCCAAGACAGAACAACACAUACAUUUACAGAACACCAUCCGAUUCUGUGCAUGUUAAGAACCUGUCGAAUGGAGAGGAAGCUGGAGUUUUAAAGCUAGAAAUGCCAAAGCAAACUCUUGUUGCUAAAUUCCUCUCCAUGAGAACCUUAAGAGCUGUGACUAAAGUUAUCGGUGGGAUGCUAAUCGUCGUCUUUCUUGCUAAACCAUUUAUGGUAAACAUUGGACUCUUAUCGGUUUCAGCUGGAGUUCCUUCUUUCUACUCAGUAUUUGCAGUGAUCCCUUUGGUUAGAAACUUGAAGAACACUUUAUCUGCACACUUCUGUCGAAAGAAAGACAAAGCAAGAAUCGCAUCUGAAAUGUUCUCUGAGAUUUACAGGGAUGUUACGAUGAACAAUCUGAUGGGAAUGUCGAUAACAUUGGCGAUUGUAUACUCGAGAGGAUUGAAAUGGGAAUACUCAAUAGAAUCUCUUCUUGUUGUGGUAGUUGGCAUGGCAAUUGGCUUACCGGCUUACGUGAGAUCGACUUAUCCGUUCUGGAUAUGUGUAAUGGCCUUUUCUAUGUAUAUCUUCUCUCUUGUCCUUAUCUAUAUUCAUUUUCAUCUUCGAGGUCAGAGCUAAAGCUUUCACCUUUUAGCUCUGAUCAAACUGAGAGUAUAUCAAUUUCAAAGUGUGCUUUUCCAUUUUCAUAUUGUGGAUGAGAGCUUUAUAAAGACCAUGAUCUUUUGGUUAAACUUUGUCUGGUUCUUAUGUUGUUGCUGAUCUUAUGAGGUUUGAGCUCAAAUCAGAAGUUCUUGUGCACUUGCAGCAUUUUGUUCUG
Messenger RNA from Arabidopsis arenosa, 5272 nucleotides. NCBI's taxonomy places the organism in Eukaryota, Viridiplantae, Streptophyta, Magnoliopsida, Brassicales, Brassicaceae. The record is from the annotation of a GenBank genome assembly.